Stegastes partitus (bicolor damselfish) is the source of this 1626-nucleotide messenger RNA. Its product is annotated as tripartite motif-containing protein 16-like. The record is from RefSeq and is a predicted model, not a curated record. The transcript has 2 exons. NCBI's taxonomy places the organism in Eukaryota, Metazoa, Chordata, Actinopteri, Pomacentridae. Bases 1 to 1287 code for a protein of 428 amino acids. Gene Ontology annotation, molecular function: zinc ion binding; protein binding.
AUGCAAACAGGUCUGCAGCAGCUGGGACAGAGGCUGUUGGGCUUCCACAAGUCGACUCACCAUGGUCUGAAACGAAACAUCUGCUCUUGUCAUAAUGCGAUGAAGAAGAUGUUCUGUCGCACAGACCAGCAGCCUGUCUGUCAUCUCUGCACAGUGGAUGGACACAGAGGCCAUGAAACAGUCUCACUGGAAGCAGAAAGUAUGAACAGGCAGAAAAGAGUCAAGGAGAGUCUGCAAAGAGUCCAGCAUAGAAUCCAGAGCAGAGAGCAGGAGGUGGGAGUGCUGGAGCAGGAGGCAGAGGCCAUCAGACAGUCUGCUGAUGAAACAAUGAGGGACAGCGAGACAGUCAUCACGGAGCUGCUCGGCUUCAUCAAGGCAAAGGGCUCCAGUCUGAAGCAGCAGAUCAGAUCCCAGAAGACGACUGAAGUGAGUCGAGUCAAAGAGCAGCAGAAGAAGCUGAAGCAGGAGAUCGCUGAGCUGAAGAGGAAAGACGCUGAGCUGAAGCAGCUCUUGAACAUAGAGGACCACACAGAACUUAUACUCAGUCACUCCCUACAGUCUGAACUCAGUGGGCCAGCAGCUUCCCCGGUCAUCAGAACCAGCCAGAACAGGUACUUUGAGGACGUGCAGACAGCGGUGUCAGAGGCCAGGGAUCGGCUCAAGGAAACCACGGGUGAGGAAUGGAGCAAGAUCUCAGCGACACUGAGAUCAGUGGACGUUCUGCUGCAGCGAGCAGAGCCGUCCAGCAGAGACGAGCUGCUCAAAUAUUCACAUCCCCUCACGCUGGACCCAAACACAGCACACGCUAACCUCCAUCUGUCUAAUCAGGGCAGAACCGUAACAGAUAGUUUAUCAGGUAUAUUUUCUAACAACUCAGGCAGGUACAGCUCCUGUCAUCAGGUCCUGAGUAAAGACAGCGUGACUAAACCUCUUUACUGGGAAGUGGAGUGGACAGGAAGUGGCAUCAUCGUAGCAGUGACAUACAAGAACAGAGACAGACUGGAUCAAGGAGGAUUCGGGGCGACUGCUGAUUCUUGGGCCUUAAAUUGUUACGGAGGCGGCUAUGAGUUCAGACACAACAAUGUCGUGACUCCUGUAUUCAGCCCGGGUUCGUCCUCCACAGUGGGAGUGUUUGUGGAUCCCAGAGCAGGCGUCCUGUCUUUCUACAGCGUCUCUGAAACGGCGACUCUUCUCUACAGAGUCCAGACCGCAUUCACUCGGCCGCUCUAUGUGGGGAUUAUGGUUUGGGGGAGUUUUUUUGGAAGUACAACAGCGACUAUAAAGUAAAUCAGGUUUAAUGAAGAGGCGUCUGGUGAGCCGUGACCUGCUGUCAGUAGAACUGGUUUAGUGCUGCUGACGUCUGCUCUGACGUGCUGCUGGUGGGAGGUCUGAGCCGGGGGGCGUUCCUUUUCAUGUCAACCUGUGCAUCUAUGAACACGUAUCCAUGAAAUGCUAUUUGUGCUCCUCUAAAGGUGUAUCAUUGCUGUAAUGUUUUGUGUUCCACUGUGUGACACGUUGAAGGAGUUUGUCAGAUGUUUUAUUUGCUAGUUUAACUUUAGAUUUUGAAUCAGACUGUAAAGAUGUGAACACAGUGCAUUAAAUAAAGUUGGCUAAUUUUGAAAACAA